This is a messenger RNA of Cryphonectria parasitica EP155, 906 nucleotides long. RefSeq lists its product as uncharacterized. Lineage: Eukaryota; Fungi; Ascomycota; Sordariomycetes; Diaporthales; Cryphonectriaceae. The transcript has a single exon. Bases 262 to 567 code for a protein of 101 amino acids. The record is from RefSeq and is a predicted model, not a curated record.
GCGGUGGCAGUGAUGACAUUGCUGAAGACCCUCGACGCUUUGGGGCCAUUGCUGUCUUAACCCCUACUGCCUCCAAUGCUGCAGCACUUGGUGCGGAUUCUGCAAAUCUCUCAGGGAUGGUUGUAUUUCUCAACAAGACGGAUCAUGGAAGUCCUUUGGCCACUCAUGUCAGAUUCACGCCGGCUGGGCCAUGUUGUCCAGACCAUGACUUGACAUUGAGCAUAUUGUCAGUCCUUUCCCAAGUCUUUCCUCCCUGUCUGGAUGCCGUGUCCACUUGAGCUGACCCGCUGCCCCUGGCCCAGCUGCACCGGAGACCUGAGCGUACCGUGGACUAAAUGCAAGCUGUUCAACAGCCUCACUCUGCCAACGAGAUUCUCUGGUGUCGACGCCGAUAAUUCAGGAUUUACAGAGUUCCAGCUGCCUCAGCAUCUUCUUCUCUCUGCCGACGAUUGUGGUGUGAUCGGACGCCGCGUGGCCAUAACAUCAUUAGAUUCUUCGCAGCUUUGUGUAGCUGAGGGCGUCAUUGGCUUCAACACGGCCCCUCUUAUGCCAUCGUUACAAGCUUGAAGGUGUCAGUCUGCCGAGCGCAGUCUGCACAUAUGCAACCUUGAGAAGGUUUCCAGGGAGAGAGAGCGGUGAGGCCAGCGUCCAAUUCUUUCUACUCGUACAACACAUAGAAAGGCGGGCCCAAUGUUGAGAGAUAAGAGAAGCACAGAAUCACAGAGUCUGGUCUCCUUGCUGUAUGAUUACUUUAUGAAGACAUAAUUGUGGCUGAAGACGAGCAUUCCUGGUCCUGUACAUAGCAUUACCGAACUGGAUUCGUUGAUCGCUCAGGGAUUUCAAUGACGAGAUCGUUACAAAUCAAAACUGUCGUCGUCGUCGUCGUCGUCGUCGUCGCGGAUCAAC